CCUUGAAGUUGCGGGUGCGAAGCAGGUCCGGACUCCGCCGAAGGAGGGCGCUUCUGAUUUGCAUCAUGGUUCAAUGACAAUGACAAAAUAGCGACAGUUGACAAUUGUUCGUUAAAACCGAGUACUCUGAACGCAGUUCACAAUCGAGGGCUCGCGUUAACUCCGAGUCGAAGUUGGUGCGGCCGCGGUGGUUGAGGGCCACGUCGAGCAUCAACAAUUGGGAUGAAUAACUGCUAUAUCGACCAGCUGCCGGACGACGCGCUCCGCAUGAUUUUCGAGUCGGUCUGUGAAGAAGACCAAGCCACCUUCCAUGAUUAUUCUAUGCAAAAUGAAGUACGGAAAGGCAGGUAUUGGGACGACUGGCACCAAGAUUACUAUCAUUAUUGGGGCGAUGAAAAAGAAUCCAAUGGACCUCCGUCAUCGGCACUCAUUGCAGCAAUGUGUGUAUGCGAACGUUGGCGUCGUCUCAUAUCACAGACUCCAACACUGUGGACUGUGUUACAAAUUUCCUUCGGCGAUGUUGCAUCUCUUGAACUAGUGCGCACUUUCCUGCAACUUAGCGGAACACAUCCUCUUAAAAUUACCCUACUUUGGAACGACCCCCACAACCCGUUCAACGGAGCCCCCAGGCGAGCCUCCCCUUCGUAUGACCAUAAUCUUAAUCUCCCCGCACCGGUCGACGAAAGUGUGGCUGGCGCUUACCUCGUCUUGAUCAUCCUGGAGUUAUAUGUGCAUGUACACCGUUGGCGCGAGUUUACGAUGAGGACGACCUCAAAGACCCACAUACGUCAAGCACUCGUACUCAUGUCACGCCCUUCCGUUCAUCUAGCCCAUAUGCUAGAAAAAUUGCAUCUUGAACUCGUACACAGCCAGUUGAAUGUAGAUCCCGACCAUCAUGAACCGUCGAUUUUUCCUGGUUCAGCAUCUCCCAUCAAUGAUCUUAUCCUUUUUGGCACCAGUUGGUCCUGGCUGUCACCCUCCAUGUUCUCAUCACAUCUUGUCAACUUGCAGAUACACUACUGCACAGAUGACGGUAACAGAAAUACGGCCACUACAGCAAAAGCUUUGUUGCAACUCCUUGGUGCACUCGUCAAUCUGCAGACCCUCGCACUCGAAUUGGACAUGGAUCCGCUUUUGACAGACAUCGUGUCUUCCAUUGCGCUGCCCCGCUUGCACUACCUGGCUAUGAAAUCGAGGAAGAUGGAUUGUUGGAUUGCAGAUUUUUUUCACCAUGUUCAUAUGCCCAAUCUCCGGAUAUUGACCUUGGAUGGCGUUGCCUGCGAGUUCAUGUUGAUCGAGAUCGAAUUCGAAGGUAUCCUUCAAGAGUUGAUCAGGCUUACCAAGAAAACCCCUUCUAGCUCUCUUCUAGAGCUAGAUGAACUCCAUCUCGUCAAUUUCGCACAUCGUGCAGAUCCUCAGCUCCUGCAUCGCCUGUACAAACAAAUGACCAGUGUCAAGGUAUUGACACUGGGACCGAGGGCAAUCUACGCAAAUGAUGCGUUUGCAAUGGGACUGCUCCCCACGACCCACGGACUGGCGGAUUUCCCUCUCCCGGGACUUCGGACCCUGAUCGUUUUUGAUAUUUCAAGAUACAUCGUGCGGCGCGUUGUUCUAGAACGACUUUCGCUCGCUGGUCCGUUGGAGGAGCUUUAUUAUCACGAGCCUGACGACCUACCGGUGCUAGAGGGGCUAGGGGAGCAUGAUAUGAUCGUCCCAGACGAUUGGCAACAUCAAGUCGAGAAGUACCAUCGUAUUGAUCGUCUGAAAUCUGAACGUUAUUGUGAUGUAGUUAGCAGGCAGUGGUCAUACUUAGCCUAGUACCUUGAAAAAGAAAAAAGUGGCUAUCUCCGGGCCUUCUGGUCCUGCCAAACUGAUUUCGUAGGCUAUGUAUGUCCGUACUCGAUACUCAUCCAAUGUUAGCAAGCAGCAAACGACAAUCAGAUGGAUCCUCCAUCUUGUACUAUCAACCCAAGCCAGCGUCCGUGAUAUCUCCUGAUGUCCACGUCCUUUGGCUGACGUGAGACUCGGAGGUCAAGCGGGAUCAUUGAUCAGCAGUCGUCACGGGCUUCGUAAACGCCGCGAAUAGUAAUGACUCGGAUGUGUCGCUGAAUUGGUGCGGCAGCCUAUUUCUGGUAGAACCAAAGCUGGCGUGGCCUCAACCUGAUGAUGAACGUUACUUGCGACAACGCCCGAAGGCUCUACCCCUACCGACUAAGCUAUGUC
Molecule: messenger RNA, 2223 nt
Organism: Suillus subaureus
Lineage: Eukaryota; Fungi; Basidiomycota; Agaricomycetes; Boletales; Suillaceae
Exons: 4
Coding region: 223-1818 (531 amino acids)
Molecular function (GO): protein binding
Source: RefSeq, a predicted model, not a curated record